GACUUAAGAGUACAGUACUUAGUUACUUAAGGAAAGUCAGUGAACUCACUAACAAAGAAACAUGCGCACUCCACUUAGUUCCUGGACUUCCAAGAGGGUUUCCACCGGCUUCAUUGGAAAACGAGCUGGCUGUCUUGAAUGCUUAUCUAUCUAUGUGUACAUUGGAUCUUACUUGGCUAAUGUAGCCUAACAAUUCGCCAGCUACUAUCCUGCUGAAUUAUCCUUGUAUGAACUCCAGUUACUUUUUCUCCGUUAAGUCAACGCUGCUUUUGUUUGUCUCUGGUGACGAUGCCUAUACUUUUUAAAUGAGUGGCAUGCCUAACCCAGGAUGAUGUUGCGAACACUGCCAGCCAGAACGCUCCUGUUCUUGGGGCUGUGUCUGACCGGGCGUCGAGGCCUGGCUUCAGCCCCUGAGCUCAGAGAAAAUCCUAAGAAAAUAGCGGUGGUAGGGGGCGGCAUCGGGGGCACCGCCACGGCUUACUUCCUGCGGCAGGAGUUCGGGGCGGGGGUGAAGAUUGACCUGUUCGAGCCCGGGACUGUGGGAGGGCGCCUGGCCACGGAGGAGAUCGGGGGGGCGGAGUACGAGGUGGGGGGGAGCAUCAUACAUCCCCUCAACCUGCACAUGAAGCACUUUUUGGAAAGGCUGGGCCUGUCCCAGCGAAAGGACGUCCCCUCCAAAAUGGCCAUUUUCGACGGGGAGCAGCUGAUCUUCCAUGAGAGCGACUGGUUCAUCGUCAACUUCCUGCGCCUACUCUGGCGAUAUGGAUUCAACUUCCUGCGCAUGCAGAUGUGGGUGGAGGGCAUUUUGGACAAAUUUAUGAGGAUCUACCAGUUCCAGCAGUUUGGCUACUCCUUCUCUAGCGUGGAAGGGCUCCUCCAUGCAAUGGGCGGGGAUAGUUUCCUCCUCCUAGCCAAUCAGACGCUGGAGGAGGCCAUGCUGAGGGCGGGUUUCUCACAGAGCUUCCUGAACGAGGUCGUGGUGCCCGUGACCCGGGUCAACUACGGCCAGAGCGUCCGCAUCAACGGAUUCGUGGGGGCGGUCUCUCUGGCGGGGGCAGAUUCUGGCCUGUGGGCAGUAGAUGGCGGUAAUAAGAGGGUUUGCUCUGGACUGCUGUACCACAGUAAGGCUGAGCUAAUACCAGCACGGGUUACUGCCAUCACCACCAAACAGCGGCCCAUGAAGACUGGGGGCAUGGUCUCUCUGUAUGAAGUCAGCUACAUUGGGGAUUCUGGCUCUGCUCACUCUCUCUAUGACAUCGUGAUAGUUGCCGCACCCCUCCACCCGGGCCUCUCCCAGAUCGCCUUCCAAGGCUUCAGCCCGCCCAUCCCCUCCCACUUCCCCGGCCGCUACCACCAGGUAGCGGUCACCCUGGUGCACGGCCUCCUCAACACCUCCUUCCUGGGAGUCACUGACCCCCCCUCAGAGUUCCGGGUGUCCGACGUCCUGACCAUGGAGUACCAGGACGCCUUCAUCAGCAGCCUGAGUUCCCUGGACCCGGUACAGAUCCCCUCCGGCUACUCCCGCCCAGCCGCCAGCGUCUCCAACGUAUGGAAGAUCUUCUCGCCCCGGCCUCUGAGCGAGGCCCAGCUCUCCGCCAUGUUCCUGUCCCGUGACACCGUGUGGGGGAAGCAGUGGCUGGCGUACCCCUCGUACGACCGGCCCCUCAGGAGGACUCCCCCGUUCGUCCUGCACGAUCGCCUGUACUACCUGGGCGCGGUGGAGUGGGCGGCCAGCGCCAUGGAGAUGAGCGCCAUCUCCGCCCGGAACGUGGUUCUCCUGGCGCACCACCGCUGGCACGGCCAGAAGACAAAAAUCGACCAGGAGGACCUGCACGCCCGGCUCAGGAGCGAGCUGUAGGGAGGGACCCGGAGAACAGAAACAGGGGUUGAACAUUGAGAGGUCCUCUGAUUGGGCCAUGGUGGACCCCUCUGUGGAAACAGUCUUUUGUUAAGGUACAUGACUGGGACCCGGAAUGUUGAUGGCUCAAGCCCCGGUGUAGCCACGAUAAGAUCCGUGCAGCUGUUGGGCCCUUGAGCGAGGCCCUUAACCCCACAAUGCUCCAGGGGGCCUUGUCUCUUGCUUAGUCUAAUCAACUGUAAGUUGCUUUGGAUAAGAGCAUCAGCUAAAUAAUGUAAUGUUUCAAACAUAAUUACUACAGGGAUUUAGAUAGGUAGUUUCAGUUUUAUUUAUCCCUGGGGCUCUAAAACUACAGUUCUGACUUUAGAUUUAGAAUUAGAGCCCUACACACGGGGGUUUGAGGGGCGGGCCCUAGAUCUAGAAUGCUCUGUAAAGUGGUGGCAUGCUUCUGCAAUCAUGCUCCUGUCUGCUAUUCUUGUAUUUGUUAAUUACAUUAAUUUCUGAUGUAACAACAUGGGUAUUAUGGUGCUAACUGACCAGGAUUUAGGUAGAUGGGGUAUUUGUUUGGGCUAGUGCCUUUAUUAUUAGCAACCCACAUUUUUUAAGGGAAUUUUUUUCAAGAUGGAUGGAUGGGUUGGUCAAGAGCACGGUUCAAUUAAGAGAUCUACUGUAUGUAACAUUGAAAUGAUGGACAACUAUCAUGAUCUGAAUGGCUAACUGUAAUAGAAUGGAAGGGUAGAAUUUCUAAAUGUGUGUAACCGGGACGCCGCAUUUUGUUAAAUUAUGGUGUUAUGGAGAUUGAGACGGAAUGGGUUUAGGUUCUUGUCGAUGAAAAAGCAUUCACAGGACUUUGGUGUAAAAUGUUGUCAUUUUCUCUGAAAUUCUUAUUUUAAUGAGUGAAAGGAAGGUAAUUUUGGCGUGAAUCGCAGUGGUCGUUAUGGAAUAAUGAAAGGUGCGUGUGGUACAUUUACAUUUGCGUAAAGGGGAAUGAAUGUGCUUUCAUGGCAGGGCUUAUUGGUUGAAGGGAAUUUAGCGUACUGUACGUGCGACAGGCUCUGCCUUAAACGAAUUGAGCCUUCCAGUGAUCCCUGUGUUUCUCAGGUCAAUAAUGCACUGAACUGAUGAUACUAAAUCCUUUCCUAAGAAAAGCACAAAAACAGUACCAGCCUUAAUGUGUAUUGUGUUAUUGAAAUAAACCUUUCUCAAAAUAAAACUGUUCGCAAAAAACAA
Molecule: messenger RNA, 3088 nt
Organism: Conger conger (European conger)
Lineage: Eukaryota; Metazoa; Chordata; Actinopteri; Anguilliformes; Congridae
Gene: pcyox1
Product: prenylcysteine oxidase 1
Exons: 7
Coding region: 329-1858 (509 amino acids)
Biological process (GO): prenylated protein catabolic process; prenylcysteine catabolic process
Molecular function (GO): prenylcysteine oxidase activity
Source: RefSeq, a predicted model, not a curated record